Molecule: messenger RNA, 885 nt
Organism: Zophobas morio
Lineage: Eukaryota; Metazoa; Arthropoda; Insecta; Coleoptera; Tenebrionidae
Product: ATP synthase mitochondrial F1 complex assembly factor 2
Exons: 5
Coding region: 37-867 (276 amino acids)
Biological process (GO): mitochondrial proton-transporting ATP synthase complex assembly
Cellular component (GO): mitochondrion
Source: RefSeq, a predicted model, not a curated record
CGUAGCUUAAAGAGGUUAUGUAUACGUAACCUAAAAAUGUCCAAAGCACUUUUAAAUAUAUUUAUGAAUGAAAAUUCAUUGUUACAUCACUUAUUUGCCACCAGAAAUGUGAAUAAGCUCGUAAGAAAUUAUGCGACCAGAAAGCGGUUUUAUAAAAACACAGGAAUACUCCGAAGUGAGGGCAAAUUCGAAGUUACUUUAGAUCAAAGAAAAUUAAAAACACCCAAAGGUAACUUAUUCGUUGUAGAAAAUGAGCCUUUAGCAUUGGCAGUUGCAACAGAAUGGGAUGCACAAAAAGGAAAUAUUAUUCAAAGCAGAAUGCACUUGACAACCUUGUGCAACACCGUAAUUGAUAACCCAAAUAAUUUAACAAAGUAUGAUAUGGUAAAUUAUAUAACAAACUACCUAGACACAGAUACAGUUUUAUUUCAAGACGUUGAAAGUGAUCUCUCCAACCUACAAGAAGCGGAAUGGGAUCCAGUCAUAACAUGGUUUAACAAAAGAUUUGAUGUGGAUGUUGUAAAAUCUAAACAAAUGGAUAUACCACCUGUUAGUCAAAAAGAUAAAACGACGUUAAGCAAACAUUUACUAUCACACAAUUUUGCAACCGUGUGUGGUUUUGUGUAUGGAGUAGAUACUUUAAAGUCAGUUAUAUUAACACUAGCUUGUAUUGAACGGUUCUUGACACCUGAGAAAGCGGUGUUGUUGUCUCGAUUAGAAGAAGAGUACCAGACUGGUCAUUGGGGGCGCGUUGAGUGGGCGCACGACUUAAACCAGCAAGAUCUUCAGUCACGACUAGCAGCAGUGGUCUUAUUCACCUACUUUAACUCUCAAUCAAGUAAAGUGCAGUCUAAAGAUACUCAAUAAAACAUAGUUCAGGUUUUA